This is a messenger RNA of Pseudomassariella vexata, 635 nucleotides long. RefSeq lists its product as uncharacterized. The transcript has a single exon. The record is from RefSeq and is a predicted model, not a curated record. The coding region runs from base 226 to 489 and encodes 87 amino acids. NCBI's taxonomy places the organism in Eukaryota, Fungi, Ascomycota, Sordariomycetes, Amphisphaeriales, Pseudomassariaceae.
ACCAGAGUUAGCUACAAUACAUACAGGUUAGGCAUAUGUGCCCUCCUUUUGCUCCUUCAACGGGAACAUAUAAAAUCCAAGUAUACAGAUGAUAGCGGGCAUGAAUAUGACGGUGCUGAGCGGGUCGAAACGCAUGACUUUUGCGAGCACGGAUGGGCAGUUGCCGAAGUCCUGUCUCUUAGGACUCUUGAAAGGAAGGCAACUGCGAAGAAGGUCACCGCACCGAUGGGGAGGUUGAUUCAGAAACACCAGCGCCAUAAUAUUCGGUCGGUGAAGGCUCCACCGAGAGGUGGUCCUGCGAUUGCAGCGACGCCGUAUGUACCGCCCGUCAUGGCCCUAGAUGACAUAUCAGUGUUGGGCCAACGGAUACUAUUUUUGAGCGACGCCUCAGUUAUGAAUACAAGUCUUCUGAUCAUCCACUGCCUCUUUUACUCUUGCGAAACCCUAAUACCUCGAGCCGAUCCCGGGCAUCCUCGCUGUUCUGCGUGAAGGCGACAGCUUUUAGAAGACAAUACUUCAUAAGAUGCGCAACUUAACAGUAGCGUGAAGGAGUCUCACAUUGUAGGGACAUCAAUGUAAAGAGCGUAUUGGUAUUUAAUUUGCAAAAUAAAAAAUAAAUACAAUCUAAGGAGUGG